AUGAAGGCGGUUGCUUCCCGGAGAAGCAACGUCGGGUCGGCGAUCGUCGCGCCGCAGCAACGAGGGGCUUCCCUUCCGCUCCGCCCGCAAGUAGGCGAACUGAUGGGAUACAUGGUAAUGGACUGCACGGUUGAUUCCCAAGAGUAUCUGGCUACCCCUUCUAAAAUGGCUGCAAUGAGGCGCAGAAAGGUUUCAGUUGUUGAUGCAGAGAUAAAUACUCCUAAUGCCAAUGUCACAUGCUUCCAAAAGUCUUGGUUGUGGGUGUUGCUGCUCACAAUGCUUCUAUCAUCAUCUGGAGCCUAUUCAGCCACAGAUACACAAAGAUCUGAAGAGGGCACAUGUCGUUAUGACUUGACAAGCGUUGCCGUGUUAUCAUGUAUGCAACCAAACGGUGUAUGGAAGCCAUCCUCGUCCUCACAGACAUGCUGCAAUGCUUUACUAUAUGCAAUUGACCAAGUUCCAGCAAGUGAUGAGAGUGGGGCUUGUUGCCUUUGCCGUUAUAUGAAAGAAAGAUGGGGACCUCCUGAACUAGGUACCACAUAUAUUCUGUGCAAUGGAAAGGAUAGACAUAUCAUCUCCAAAUGGUCAACAUUUCAUAUGGAGGACUGCUCAGCAGAGUGUACAAAGACAAACAUUUCUUCUGUGGACAUCUCUGCGGACAGUGAAGUGGUUCACGUACAUGACACUAGCAAUAGCAAGGGCAUAUGGAUAGCUGUUACAUUGUUCAGUGUGAUGGCUCUUAUUUGCUUAUGGUAUUUCUGGAGGUCCACAGCAGCUAAUACAAGUGAGCAACGCCGAACAUCAUCCUACGAAGGUGAGCCUCAGGUUGGGCGCCAGCGAUCCAUCAUCGCUUCAUCGUCACCAUCAAAAAAGCUUAAGGAGAGAAGAAUUUCAUCAUCUUGA
Molecule: messenger RNA, 903 nt
Organism: Miscanthus lutarioriparius
Lineage: Eukaryota; Viridiplantae; Streptophyta; Magnoliopsida; Poales; Poaceae
Source: the annotation of a GenBank genome assembly